Pelecanus crispus (Dalmatian pelican) is the source of this 1865-nucleotide messenger RNA. Lineage: Eukaryota; Metazoa; Chordata; Aves; Pelecaniformes; Pelecanidae. The record is from RefSeq and is a predicted model, not a curated record.
GGACAUAUUGCCAGCAGAGAGAAGUGGAGGCUAUAACAGAAGGAGAUGAAGACAACGAAGGCUGCUGCUGUUGUAAGCCCGGGCACUUGCCUCACUUGCUGUCAUGUAAUGCAGCCUUUAACCUCCGAUGGCUGACAUGGGAAAUAACUCGAACCCAGUACAUCCUGGAAGGAUAUAGCAUCAUUGAUAACAACGCUGCAACAAUGCUGCAAGUGUUCGAUCUGCGGAGAAUACUUAUCAGAUACUAUAUAAAGAGUAUAAUAUACUUUACAGCAAGUUCUCCCAAAAUCCUUGACUGGAUAAAAGACGAAUCCAUCCAAAAGAUACUGCAGCCUUAUGCAAAGUGGCAUUAUAUUGAACGUGACCUUGCAAUGUUUAACAUUAACAUAGACGAAGAUUAUGUUCCGUGUCUCCAAGGAAUAACAAGAGCUAGUUUCUGCAGUGUUUAUCUGGACUGGAUUCAGUUCUGUGCUAGGAAAAGGGUGGAGCACCUGGACAGUGAUGAAGAUUCUCCUCUAGUGACGCUUUCCUUUGCCUUGUGUAUACUGGGUCGAAGAGCUUUGGGAACUGCAGCUCACAAUAUGGCCAUCAGCUUGGACUCUUUUCUUUACGGGCUCCAUGCACUGUUCAAAGGAGACUUUCGGAUAGCAGCAAAGGAUGAGUGGGUCUUUGCAGACAUGGAUUUAUUGCAUAAGGUUGUUGCCCCGGCAAUCCGAAUGUCUCUGAAGCUACACCAGGACCAGUUCACCUGCCCAGAUGAGUAUGAGGACCCAGCAGUUUUGUAUGAAGCGAUCCAGUCUUUUGAAGAAAAGGUUGUGAUUUGUCACGAAGGGGACCCAGCCUGGCGCAGCGCUGUACUCUCCAACAGAGAGGAGCUGCUAACCCUGAGACACGUAGUAGAUGAAGGAGCAGAUGAAUAUAAAGUUAUCAUGCUCCACAAAAGCUACUUGAGCUUCAAGGUUAUCAAGGUCAACAAGGAGUGUGUCAGAGGGCUUUGGGCCGGGCAGCAGCAGGAACUGAUUUUCUUACGCAAUCGUAACCCAGAGAGAGGAAGCAUCCAGAACAAUAAACAGGUCUUGCGGAACUUAAUUAAUUCUUCAUGUGAUCAGCCACUGGGAUAUCCCAUGUACGUUUCCCCUUUAACCACCUCGUACCUUGGGACACACAGCCAACUGAGGAACAUUUGGGGGGGACCUGUCAGUUUGGACAACAUUAAAAAGUGGUUCAGAUCCAAAUGGUUAAGAAUGCGGAAGGACUGCCAUGCAGCUCACCAUGAGAGAGGUAAUGUUGAAGAGGCGGAUAGCGGAGGGGGGUCUUCGUCUAGCAGCAAUUCCACAGGCAAUGCAAGCCAGAGCAUAAGAAGCACAGAAAUUAUUUGUUUGAAUGACAUGAGGUGCAGGAGAAAACCCAGGAGUCAGUCCGUCCAGGCACACGCUGCUUUAAACCAAAGGCCCCCUGCUUCAAGUCACUCUGGACCAAUUGUAGAAAGCCGCCAGCCUUUCAUCCAAACAUCCACAUCUGCCCACGAAAUUGCCCAAAGGCUUUCUAGUAGUCAGCUGUCAUUCCACAACUCGGCAACAUCUGUGUUUUCCCAGUCCCCUGCUGUUCCUGUUGCUGGCCAGCUGACUGUGCAGGACCGAGCUGCAGCAAUGCUCAGGUCCAGUCUGGCCUCUUCCACCAGCUCAACUCUCAGCCUGCUGUUUGGCAAGAGAAGUUUUUCAAGUGCUUUGGUGAUUUCUGGGCUCUCAGCUGCAGAUGGAGGUAACACCAGUGACACCCAGUCAUCCAGCAGUAUGAAUAUUGCCAUGGGUCCAUCUGCUAGAGCAGCGAGUCAAGCGACUCGGGUAAGGCUGAGGCCAAAAUAG